Molecule: messenger RNA, 399 nt
Organism: Penicillium oxalicum
Lineage: Eukaryota; Fungi; Ascomycota; Eurotiomycetes; Eurotiales; Aspergillaceae
Product: TVP15 family protein
Exons: 4
Coding region: 1-399 (132 amino acids)
Biological process (GO): vesicle-mediated transport
Cellular component (GO): Golgi membrane
Source: RefSeq, a predicted model, not a curated record
AUGGAUUUUUCCAACAUCUUCCGGCUCGUCAACAUCGCGGUGGGCGUGAUCAUGGUUCUGGGGGGUAUCAGCCAGUUUUUCCCCCCUUCCAUGAGCUCCAUCGUCGUCGGUAUCUACGUGAUUGUCUUUGGUCUGGUUGUCGCCGGUUUGGAAUUCUUGCCUAAUGUGCCCGACUACGCCUACCGCUAUGCCUCGUUCUUGUUCUCGUUCCUUGGCCGUGGUGUCUUCUACAUCUUCGUCGGCUGUCUGCUGCUGCAUGACCACGUCCUUCGCGAAAUCGCCGCUUCGAUUGUUGGAAUAAUUGGUGUCGGCUACCUCGUACUGGAAUUCAUUCCCUCCAUUGAGCCCCCAUCCAACAUGCGCGAAUCCGACCAGGGCUGGGGAGCCGAGCAGGUCUAA